Brassica rapa (field mustard) is the source of this 1364-nucleotide messenger RNA. Its product is annotated as putative 4-hydroxy-4-methyl-2-oxoglutarate aldolase 3. Lineage: Eukaryota; Viridiplantae; Streptophyta; Magnoliopsida; Brassicales; Brassicaceae. Gene Ontology annotation, molecular function: ribonuclease inhibitor activity. The record is from RefSeq and is a predicted model, not a curated record. Gene Ontology annotation, biological process: regulation of RNA metabolic process.
UUUUUCCAAAAAACCCGGUCAAAAAGAGACAUUGACCAAGCCUUUAAUGGUUUUUAUUUUCUUUUUCCUUUUGUUCCCUUUAACAGCCUCAAAUAAUCACGUUACAGCGCUGUGACACAACACUCAUGUGACAGCCGAAGCACGACUGGCGUGGAGUAAUUUCUUUCUCUCUCUAGUGGGAGCCCGCAAAACAAACUUUCAGACACAGAGGAUCGACGGCUCUGAUUUCUUGUCAGUUCUUACGUCUAUAGUAGGCCCCAUAGUGUAAUAUGGACCCACACUAAUGGAAAGACCAAACAUGGGUUUUGAAAUUUUACACUCAGCCCAUUAAGCCCAACAUGCUUGAAUAAAUUAUAAAAUAUAUAUUGGUUGACCUAACUGACUUGUUCUGACUGUCGGAUGAGCGAACCAAAAGUCAACAACUUGAAAAAGGUAAAUGACCCGACCCGACGUAAAAGACCCGCACCGACAAAGUCACGAUAGGAGCCCAAGUGGCUGUAGUGGCACAACUUUCUAUAAGGAUUUUCAGUGCGUUGGAUUAGCCUGACACGAGGAAGCUGAUCUCUACCCGUUGCUUGUGUAUGCAUCACCGUUUAAAAAUCACUCAGCCGUAGUAGAAAGUCCAAAACUUUAGAAGCUCUUCUCUGUCUAUCUCUUUGUGCAGAACACACGAAACAAUCUCACAUGGCUGCAUUUGCAACCGCAGAAGCGUGUGACAGUAACGCAGAACUAAUAUCAAACGGAGACCUACGGGCCCUCCACCCAAUCUUCAAGAUCUAUGGCCAAAGAAGAUGCUUCUCCGGACCAAUCGUGACACUCAAGGUCUUUGAAGACAAUGUCCUAGUCAGAAACCAACUAGAGACAAAAGGAGAAGGUGCAGUCUUAGUUAUAGACGGUGGUGGAAGCAUGAGGUGCGCGCUUGUUGGAGGAAACCUCGGACAGUUAGCUCAGAACAACGGGUGGGUGGGGAUUGUGGUGAAUGGAUGCGUUAGAGAUGUGGAUGAGAUCAAUGACUGCGAUGUUGGGGUUAGGGCAUUGGGUUCUAACCCGUUGAAGUCUAGUAAGAAAGGUCAUGGUGAGAAGAAUGUGCCGGUUAAUAUUGGAGGGACUUUGAUCAGGGAUGGGGAAUGGCUUUAUGCUGAUAGUGAUGGUAUCUUGAUCUCCAAGACCGAACUCUCCGUCUGAGUCAGAGUGUUCAUCUGCUAAAGUGCUAAGAGACUACUGCUGGUUUAUUUCGAACUUAUUUGUAAUAAUCGGUUUGAUAUUCUAAAAAAGAAAACCAUUUUGUGAGAUUUGUGAACUAUAUAAUAAUAAUAACAAAAUUAUUAUUAGUUCUUUUUGAAAUGAGCUACAAUAUUUAUUUA